AUGACUUCCGUACCAGUCGUGCCGGGCCAGGUCCUGGCCAGCACAUCGUCCCACAUUCCCGGUCCAGGCACACACGUCUACGAGAACAACAUCCUCGCCUCCAUUCUGGGACAAUCCAUCAUCACUCCGGCGCAAAAUAAGUCGGGCAAGCCAACCGUCUCCGUCCCCCGUCGCGCCACCGCCAUAGCUUCGAUCAACUCCCUCCCCACGGUCGGCUCGGCCGUCCUCUGCCGGGUCACUCGGGUCCGACAGAGGGAGCUUUCGGCCUCAAUCCUGGCCAUCGUUGACGCGUCGACGUCGGCGUCAGCUGCAUUGUCGCCCAGCGAUAUCAUCUCGUACUCGCAAAUCACCGACGACGACCUCCAGUUCCAGUGCAUCCUGCGGCGUGAAGACAUUCGCACGCACGAAAAGGACAAGAUCGUCAUCAACGACAUGUACCGCGUCGGCGAUGUCAUUCGCGCCACGGUGAUCAGCCUGGGCGACGAGAAAAACUACUACAUCAGCACGGCCGGGAAUGAGUUUGGCGUCGUGGUGGCAACGAGCGAGGCCGGCAACGCGAUGGUGCCCGCCAGCUGGAAGGAGAUGAGGGACGCGGUGACGGGGAAAGGCGAGAGUCGAAAAGUCGCGAAGCCUUCUUGA
Molecule: messenger RNA, 639 nt
Organism: Fonsecaea erecta
Lineage: Eukaryota; Fungi; Ascomycota; Eurotiomycetes; Chaetothyriales; Herpotrichiellaceae
Exons: 1
Coding region: 1-639 (212 amino acids)
Biological process (GO): RNA processing
Cellular component (GO): cytoplasm; nuclear exosome (RNase complex)
Molecular function (GO): RNA binding
Source: RefSeq, a predicted model, not a curated record